CAAAAUUAUUUAAAAUGGGAAUAUCAGAGUCGAAGAAGGAAAUUAAAGGGGAAAUCACAUUCAUUUUGGAAAAAAAGAACUAAAUCUGUGGUGAAUUAAUAAAUGGGACUGUUGAAUAUUGUGUUGAAGAUUCUGAAACAAAAGCUUUCAUAUAACUCAUAUGUGUAGUAGAAAGAUAUUUCAAAAAGGAAAGGUUAUAUUCAGAAGAGUCAAUAGAAUAAUGUUUAAUGUUGAGUUCACCUAAUCAAAAUGGUAUUAUAAAAGAAUCCUUUUCUAUUAUGACUCCUUAAUUAUAAAGUAUUGAGUUUCGUACAUGGAAUCAAGAGGAAUAGAUUUAUAUAAAAUAUUUUAUAAGGAGUUAUUUAAAUUUUUAGCAUCAUAAUUAAAUGGAAAAGUAAAAGUUGAAAAAGAUGAAGGAAGAACAAAUUUUUAUAAAAAGAAUUUAUGAAAACAAUAUAUAAAGUUCUAUAAAAUAAUUUUCAUAUUCAACAAAGUCAUGGGUUUUAGGGAAUGAUUAAGUAAACUAAUAUAUUAAUUAUAGAAAAUAUUUUUGUGGUAUGAUUUUCAAAAUAAAAAUUUUAGAUAAAAUGAAAGAUUGUUUUUUUGGUUAGGAGUUGAUAAUAGAAAUACAACAAUAAAUAUUGAAAAUAUAAAAGCAUAUUUGAUUUUCGAAAUAUUAGAACGUGAACUUUAUUGGAAUAUAAUAGCAAGAAGAAUUUUAUCAUGUAAUAAUGAAAAAAUAAAGGUUCCUUAUGGAAUUGAGAAUAAUUUUAAAAUAAAUCUUAAUAUUCCUAAUAAUAGUCCAACAGCAAUUUUUUCAAAAAAGAUUAGAAUGUGUUAUCAUGUUGAGAUUGUAUUUGAAUUUGAGUAUAUGGGUUGUGGAAGGUAAUAAUACACAGAAAGAGUAUUGAUUGAUGUAGUAAAUUGUGAAAAUUGA
Messenger RNA from Paramecium sonneborni, 937 nucleotides. Lineage: Eukaryota; Ciliophora; Oligohymenophorea; Peniculida; Parameciidae. The record is from the annotation of a GenBank genome assembly.